This is a messenger RNA of Lactuca sativa (garden lettuce), 1347 nucleotides long. Its product is annotated as ATP-dependent DNA helicase. Lineage: Eukaryota; Viridiplantae; Streptophyta; Magnoliopsida; Asterales; Asteraceae. The record is from RefSeq and is a predicted model, not a curated record.
GCAACAUGCUUACAUUUGUUUUGCCAUAACAAUUUUGAAAAUAAAGCACAUUGCCCACAUCGAUAAUGAAAUAUAAGUACGUUGCAAUUAUUGGUAAAAAAAUAUCUCUCCACUUUCCUUUCUUUUUGUAGGCAACAUUUUCUACAAUGUGCACAAGGCGUACUUGACAAGCACUAUGAAAAGUUGAUUCAAUGUGAUCCACGACUCAACUUAUUGAGUCAACAACCAGGCAUAGUUUUAGACUUCCCAUAUUUCCCUCCAAGACCUUCCAUUAAUUAUCAAGAUAUACCAGCCACUAACAUCUUUAACUUCCCAGAAAUCGAUACUAUUCCACAUAUGGCUUCAUCUACAAAUGUGGGAUCGAGUUCCUUAGGUUUGAUUCAUCAAGAUGUGUCUAGAGAAGUUUACUCUUCCAGUUCAGGUAUGUCUAUGGAUAUUGAUGGGCAAAAUCCAAAUGAUAUGUUUGAGAACAUUUCACAGAUGCUACUCGGCGACAACAAUUUAGCAGGAGAUUCAGAUGAAGAGACUCUCACAUCAAGAAUCAAUUCCCUCUGUUGCUUUCUUCAAGAUUAUCAAGGUGGUCAACAAGAUGGAAAUGUCUUUUUUGCCCCUGAUCCUAAUCUAAUCCCACAGCAAGGCUUAAAUGAUCAUGACUUUUCCACCUUUGAUCCAAAUCUAAUCCCGCAACAAUACGGAAAUGACUAUUCUACCUUUGAUCCUAAUAUGUUCAUGCAACAAUUCGAAAAUGACGAGUCUACCCUUGAUCCUAAUCUGAUCAUGCAACAAUACAUAAAUGACGGUUCUGUCCUUGAUCCUGAUCUAAUCCUGCAGAAAGAUGUGAAUGAUGGUUCUAGCUUUGAUCCCAAUCUGAUCCCCAUGCAAGGCCAAUAUGACGGUUCUACCCUUGGUGCCAACUGGAUCCCUGAAACUAUGACUCAAGAAGAAGGUAGUGGUAGCAUGUCUGCAAAGCUUCCUCAGGAGUAUCCAAAUGCUCAGCAAGAUGGAAAUGACGGCUCUACCCCUGAGAACAAUUCUGGAUCUAAUGAAGAAUUGGGUAUAUCUAGAACGGACUCGUUUUCUGAAUUGGUGCAACAGCUUCCCAGGAUCACGUCUCUUCCGAGGUUCUUGUUUGAGCUUUCAGAAAAUGGUGAGAUUUUGAAGUGAGGGAUCUCGUGUUCUGAAGGGAUUUGGAAGUGAUCGUAUCGAGCAUUUGUGAAAAAUCCCAAGGGUAUUUUUCGUAAAAAUGAACGUGCUUUUAUGUGGUCAGACUGGUUUGAGUUGUGGUGUUAAUAGGUGAGUUAUUUAAGGUAGGUGGUUAUGGGAAUAAAGUAUUAUAAGUUUAAUACA